Erpetoichthys calabaricus (reedfish) is the source of this 1590-nucleotide messenger RNA. RefSeq lists its product as uncharacterized. NCBI's taxonomy places the organism in Eukaryota, Metazoa, Chordata, Cladistia, Polypteriformes, Polypteridae. Bases 142 to 1128 code for a protein of 328 amino acids. The transcript has 6 exons. The record is from RefSeq and is a predicted model, not a curated record.
UUUUGUCGCCGUCUUUUUCGAUGGGUAUAUCUUUAGGACCAUGCGGAUUCCCGAGAACUAUUUACUGUAACACGAAAGUUUUCUGGAUUCUUUUAGUUUUUAUAUGGGAUCGGUCAAAGUUUAGUUUCAGUCUCUUUCAGCAUGGAAUGGUCGUGGACGGAUGUUCUCUGUCACCCAGUCUGGGUGGUCACCACACUGCUGCUGUAUUUAGUAGUGAGGAAGCAGAGGCGAGGGUAUUGGGACCCCCAUGUGUGUCCAGUACGUCUGACUGGAAAGACAGCCAUCGUGACUGGGGCUAACACAGGUAUUGGGAAGUACAUUGCCUUAGAUCUUGCACGCCGAGGUGCUCGGGUUAUCCUGGCCUGCCGCAGCAAGGAAAGGGGGCAAGCUGCCCUUGAGGAGAUUAAGAAGAAAUCAGAUAACAAUAAUAUUCACUUGCGUAUUGUGGACACCAGUCUGAUGACCUCAGUUCGAGAGUUUGCUAAGAAAAUUAAUGAGGAGGAAAAAAGGUUGGACAUCCUGAUCAACAAUGCAGGAGCUUCUGGCUUACCCAAGAGAAUAACCUCAGAAGGACUGGAGGUCAGCUUUGCCACAAACCACGUUGGAGCUUAUCUCCUAACAAACCUCCUUCUAGACCUCAUUAAACGCUCAGCCCCUGCCCGGAUUGUUAAUGUGUCUUCAGUCAAUCACAAACGAGGUGUGGUGGACUUUUCACACUAUCGUGGGGACAAUCUCAGCUAUGUUUUGGAUGAUGUCUACAACCACACCAAGCUUCACAACAUCCUCUUUACCAAUGAAUUAGCCAGAAGAAUACAGGGAACAGGGGUUACUGCAAACUCUGUGCAUCCCGGCUUUGUGAAGACUGAAGUAAUGCGGUACUACAGUUUGUUGACUCAAAUGAUUGUCAGUUUUGUGGCCUUCUUUUUUUUCAAGAGCUCCGAGGAGGGAGCUGUGAGCACCAUUUAUUGUGCAGUGUCUGAAGACGUGGACGGUAUAACUGGGAAGUACUUUGACAGUGACUGUUCAUUGACCUUGGCUUCUGCCACAGCACGUGAUGCUGCACUAGCCAAGAAAGACUGGGAAUUCUGUGAGAAACUGACAGGACUCUCAGAGACCAAAGAGAAAUAACGCUAAAUACUCUACCUCUGCUGUCCUUUCAGAUGCAUCAAAAUCUGCAAGCAUCACAGAUCCACGUGCAUAUGUUAAGGAACUGUUCAUCAGUGCUUUGCUGCAAAAGAGCAGUUGUAGAUGACCCCCUUCCUCUCCUUACAUUUAGAUGACCCUUGUUGGCUACAGUAAACACUCUAGACAACUCAGCCCACAUGAGACAUAGGAGCAAGGAACUGCGGAAAAACUUCAAUGUGUCAAAGAGUAAUAAAUUUGGCCAUUAUACUGAUAGAAAAUAAUUGAUUCUUUUAUAGAGAAUACAUUUCAACAUGGUCUAACUGCAAAUAAACCUUUCAUAGUAAAGCUUUCCUCCAUCUUCCCAAAAGAUACACUUUCUCUAAAUGUUCAACCUGAAAAUUAUUUUUUGUUCAGUCAUUUUUACUUGUUGAACAAUAUUUUUUAAUAAACAGUCCUCCUUCCAAA